AUGGCCUUGGACUGGAACAUCCCCAAGGUGGAGGCCAUCGUCAACACUAGCCCAGAGUGGAUCUUUUCACCGCUGGACCCCUUGGAUGAGACGGUGAGACUGGUGGUUCUCAUGACCAUGUGGAGAGUAUGGCAUGUCCAGAAUGAGAUCACACACGAGAAGGCGCCGCCCACUGCCGAAGCCUCUCGACGCUUUUUGCACGGAUACCUCAACUCACUCCUGUGCAUACAACAACAUCCUGAUGGUAACCUAGAGAAAGGGAAGAUGGUUGUCCUGCCUUCACCACCACGCGCUCCAGAAAGUAUGACGCCCAAGCCAGUGGCACAACAAGGCCCAAGGCAGAGGCAGACCGCACGCGCAAUCGGGGCAGCUAGCCAGAGCCACGAUGCACGCGCCGCCGCCCCCGCGUUGAUAGGCUGCCGCCGCCUUGUGCGCCGGCACCGCUACCUGCUGAUCCCGCUCCAUUGUCACGCACCUCUGCCGCUCUCCCGCCCAACCCGCGUCGCGCCGUCCCGCGGCCUGCUCCUGCAAUCCGGCCUCGCACCUGCCCCGGCGGCCCUGUCCCCGCGGCAGUCGCCGCACUGCAGGCUUGUUCCCCUUCUUCGGAUUAUUCUCGUCAGAACCAUGCUACUGGAGAUUUUUGGAUCUGGAUUGAGACAAACACGGAAUAAUGACCGGGUUCUAAGAUUGCUCUUUGGUGACCGAUCUGCUUAUGCAUCCUUUGUCCUGGCAAGCAACAUUGCACUAGAAGGAGUGAAUAACUGGGGCAGGCCAAAUUGGCUCCGCGUCCUCCCUUGUGCCAGUAACUAUUUCUGCACCUCCAUCUAUGCCACCAAAGGUGCCACUUGAUCUGGCGUAGGGCAGGGUGAUGCACGUGGUAAGCCACCCCGCUAGAUGGGUCUGCUUGACAAGAGGGUGCCGGAAGGAAGGGAAGGGUAAUAUGGUCAUUGUGGUGACUGAGGAUGCUGGCCAAGAUCUCAUCGUCCAAAGCAUGAAUUUUGUGGACCUCGCCAUCUAUUCCUCGGUUCAGGCAAGUCUUUGGGGGACGGUGCCGAUUGUGGUUCUGGCCAUUGAAUCGAUGAUGUAGUGUUUGAAUCUGUGACUCUUUGGGAUGGCGCCGGCCAUCAAGCCACUGGCCAUUGAAUCGAUGAUGUAUUGUUUGGUUCUAUGAUGGAGUUCUUCUGUGAAUGAAUGAUUGUGUCUGUGAUCAUACUUACUGUUGAGGAAAUUAGUCUCUUGUAACUC
Molecule: messenger RNA, 1245 nt
Organism: Triticum dicoccoides
Lineage: Eukaryota; Viridiplantae; Streptophyta; Magnoliopsida; Poales; Poaceae
Exons: 4
Coding region: 1-849 (282 amino acids)
Source: RefSeq, a predicted model, not a curated record